Molecule: messenger RNA, 2862 nt
Organism: Thyridium curvatum
Lineage: Eukaryota; Fungi; Ascomycota; Sordariomycetes; Thyridiales; Thyridiaceae
Exons: 3
Coding region: 1-2862 (953 amino acids)
Biological process (GO): phosphatidylinositol dephosphorylation
Cellular component (GO): endoplasmic reticulum
Molecular function (GO): phosphatidylinositol-4-phosphate phosphatase activity
Source: RefSeq, a predicted model, not a curated record
AUGCCGAGUCUUGCCCGCAAAGUCAUCAUCUGCGCUGCCGUAGAUGGCCUCGUCCUGCAGCCACUGUCCUCGAAGAGAGACCAACGGCCACCGUCCCCAGUAAAGCUGCGAUACGGAGACGCUGGUAUAUCUCACGUCUCGCGCGAAGCAACACCUGACUUGGCCAAACCCGACUCUUCCUUCGAGGCGUUUGGAAUAAUCGGAUUGAUCAAUGUCUCCAAGUUCAACUACCUGGUCUCUAUAACGAGAAGGCAGCAGGUCGCGACAAUCCGGGGUUCGCCCAUCUACGUUGUUACCGAGGUAGCUCUGACGCCAUGCACGAGCUACAAGGACGCCAGCGAAGCGAUCGCAAAUACUGUGCUACAUGCCCAACGGCACCCAAUCGACAAGUCCGUCGAGAAUAGCGAUAGCGAGAACGAAGACGUCGAGCUGCCCCUUGCAGUCAGCGACGAGGUCGGAGACGAUGAUGCCUCCUCGGGCGAGGAAGUCAAGCCGCCAGCUGGUGCCACCGCUCGAAAGAGCAGCGUGGCGCAAGACGUGAUAUCCAAGAGGGGAAGUUACGGUCGUUUCGCACAGCGCUGGUUCAGCAAGAGCGGUUGGAUGCAGGAUCAGAAACGGUCUAUGGGACUGACUGAUCGCGCCGAGGCAGAAGCUGCUGCCAAAGCAGCGGCCGAGAAAGGGUCCAAAGAAGCCAUGGUCGAGGAGACGGAAAGAGCCCAAGCCUUGGCCGAGGACACCGAGAGAGCGCGUGCGGCCGGUGGCCUGCUCCCGAAGCUUCUUCGUACGACGCAGAUAUUGUUCGGGUCGUCCAAGAGCUUCUUCUUUGCCUACGACUAUGACCUUACCAGAAGCCUGGCCCAGCAGCAGGCAGUGAAUGCUACAGACACAGCCCUUCAUGAGCUGGUAGAUCCAAUGUACUUCUGGAAUCGGCAUACUAUCCAGCCAUUCAUCGACGCGGGUGCCAGUCAAUUUGCAUUGCCCACGAUGCAGGGUUUCGUGGGCCAAUGUUCCUUCAUCGUCGAUAGCCAGCCUCCGCAAGUGGACGACGGUGCCCAAGAGUCGAUGGAAAUGAAAGACAUGCGCACCGAAUCAACACCAGCAUCGCCGCCGACAGAGCGCGCGUCAAUAGACCUGAGGCCUAGCGAGAAACGAUUCGACAUCACCGUAGUCUCGAGGAGAUCCGUCAAGCGCGCGGGCUUACGUUACCAUCGGCGUGGUAUCGACGAUGAGGGCUUCGUAGCCAACUCUGUCGAAACGGAACAAAUCUUAUCUCCUUCCAAACCAGAUGACACCUCCAAGAUAUACUCGUUCCUCCAGAUCAGAGGAAGCAUACCCGUCUUCUUCAAACAGUCACCUUAUUCUUUAAAGCCCGUCCCUAUUCUGCAGCAUUCAGAAGAAGCGAAUUAUUCAGCAUUAAAGAAGCAUUUCGAUAGAGCGCGAGACAAGUAUGGUUCUUUGCAAAUAGUCAACCUGGUCGAGAAGCAUGGUACCGAGGCCAAAGUUGGCGACGAGUUCGAACGGCUCGUGCAGCGCCUCAACGGCGAGAGCGAUGACAGCAGGAAAGUACCCUUUGAGUGGUUUGAUUUCCACAAUGCUUGCCGGGGCAUGAAAUUUGAGAAUGUGUCACUCCUGCUCGACAUACUGGGCGAGAAGGUUGUUGGGAUGGGCAGCACCAUCGAAGAUGGCAACAAGAUCACCGCACGGCAGACUGGCGUGCUACGGACAAACUGCAUGGACUGCCUGGAUCGCACCAAUGUCAGUCAGAGCUCGUUUGCCAAGUACAUGCUGGACUUGCAGCUCAAAGCGGAAGGCUUCGACAUGGCGGCGCAGCGCGACCAGGAAAACUCGUGGUUCAACAACCUAUGGGCAGACAAUGGGGAUGCCAUCUCAAAGCAGUACGCAUCGACAGGCGCGAUGAAAGGUGACUACACACGGACGAGGAAGCGGGACUACCGAGGAGCCUUGACGGAUGUCGGACUGUCUUUGACAAGAUUUUAUAAUGGCAUGGUCAACGACUUCUUUCUACAGGCAACCAUCGACUUUCUGCUGGGCAACGUCACAGCGCUGGUCUUUGAGGAGUUCGAGUCGAACAUGAUGACAAAGGACCCCGCAGUCUCGAUGCUCAGGAUGAGAGAGCAAGCCAUUGAGCUCUGCCAGAAGCGUGUUGUGGCAGACGAGGCGGAGGAGUUCAUCGGAGGCUGGACUCUACUCAGCCCUCCCGUUCCAGAUACUAUCGCGAGUCAGACGUUGGAGGAGGUGGUGCUGCUUCUCACGGACGCGGCCCUUUAUCUGUGCAGAUUUGACUGGAACUCUGACAAGGUCUCCUCGUUCGAGCGCGUCGAGCUGUGCCACGUGGAAAAGAUCAAGGUCGGCACGUACAUCACCUCCACGCUGUCACGCGCACAGAUAGACGAAGAGCACAACGUAGGAUUCGUGGUGACAUAUUGCCCCGGGUUUAGAGAUAUCAUGCGCGUCAACACCAGGUCUCUGUCGAGCCUGGCGAGCAAGUCCAAGAAGGACGAGGAGGGCGGAGGGCCGCUGAACUUUAGCGGCAUUCUCAACCGGCGUCAGCAGCAGUCCGCGCCGCCCCCGGACAAGAAGAUGGCAUUCAAAGCGCUGUAUGCGCAGUCCUCGAUCGCGGCGGUGGGAGAUACGGGGCCGAAGCUCUCGGAGAGCCAGCAAGUCGCGGCGAUCUGCUCCGAGAUUGAGCGUUUGGUGCAGCUGAGCAAGCCGACCUUUGCGGGGACGGAGAGGCCGGCCGUCAUAGAGAAGGGUGAGAUCGUGUCGUUGGCGGAAGCGCGCAAGAGCACCGGGAUCCUAGAGCAGCUGGGCCACUCGAUCAAGAAGCUGGUCUGGGCUUGA